Malassezia restricta is the source of this 2814-nucleotide messenger RNA. Its product is annotated as RhoGEF domain protein. The transcript has a single exon. Bases 1 to 2814 code for a protein of 937 amino acids. Gene Ontology annotation, molecular function: guanyl-nucleotide exchange factor activity. The record is from RefSeq and is a predicted model, not a curated record. NCBI's taxonomy places the organism in Eukaryota, Fungi, Basidiomycota, Malasseziomycetes, Malasseziales, Malasseziaceae.
AUGUCAGGAGGUUCGGGAACCGGCGCUCCGGCACCAACGCUGGCGCCGCUCCGCCCCGCGCCAUCCACCGCCCCAAGCACGUCCAAUGGCAUGCUUCCACAGGACUCACGCGCGAAUCCCGACGCGCCCCUGCAGCGUAGGCGCACCAACCCUCUGGGCGAGCUCAUCUCGACAGAAACGCGCUAUGUGCAUGAGCUCGGAAUCACGCUUCAUCGCGUGGCAGCCGCAUGGAACCCCAAAGACCUGCCAGCCAAGGACGUCGAUGCCAUGUUUCGUGCUUUGCAUACCGUGUUCCGUACCAACAGCGAGUUUCUGCGUGCAUUGCAAGAGAUUGGCCCCAAUCCGUCCUCGCCCAAAGGCCUCGGUAAUCUACUGAUGCACUGGAUUGACACGCUCCAGCCCCCCUACUCUCAUUAUAUUGACGUCUACACGCCCCAUCUCGACACGCGCCCCGACAUUGCCCAUCAUGUACGCCUUCCGUCCGUUCUUCAGAAUGUGAAUCGACAAAUUCCUCGCAACGAUUACCCCACCGGAUGGACGCUCGACAGGUUCUUUGAAUUGCCGAUCCUACGACUAGUGUUUUACAAAAAGCUGUACGGUCGACUUUUGCGGAACGCACAGCCUGGUCGCUCAGAUCACACACUCCUUCUUACUGCUAACGAAAAGCUGGAUGCGUUGAAUCAACGGGCACAACGCCAAAAGUCAUCGCUGGGCUCCAUACCCGCCAACCAAAAAGGAUUGGUGUCCACUUCGUCACCACUCCCCACCGAGCCAAGACUCAUGUCGCCUGUAUCUCCCGUGAAGGGCAGGGCCCUCGUGCCACCGCAUGAAGGUACUGUGCCGCCAUGGACCCAAUCCGCACAGUCAAUCACUUCUUCCAUCCUUUUGCAGUCGCUGGAUCAGAUGCAGACCCGCAUUGAUUCGACACACACAGUCGAUAUCUUCACGAUGGAGCCCAAAAACUGCCGCCUACAAUUGGUGUUGCCUGGCUUGUCAUUCGAGCGCGCACUUCGCUUGACAGACGGAGCCAAGCUUGAAAUCCUGCCUGCUCAAGGCAAGCCCCUGAUGAUUCAGCAUGCUCGCUUGAUUCUGCUCACGGACUUGAUUCUCGUGGCUGAGGACGUGGCGCUGUCUCCUCCAGGUGCUCCUGACAUCAAGCUUAUAUUCCCUCCCUUGUCAGGCCGGUUCAUUGACGCGUUCGAUGACACUCGUUGGGGACCAGCCUGUGUGCGUUUGUCGAUCAUGAACCGAGUAAGCAUGGUAAUACACCUCGCUUCGACGGAGCGUAAGCAUGAAUGGCUUCAGGCGUUGAGUGCGUGUAAGUCCUUUAGUGGACACCUGCGGCCUCACCAGAACCAAUCCCCGUCGCCAUCAAAGUCUGCUCCUCAGAUCGCGGCACCGAUGCCGAGCCAGAUGACAAGUCGUCCACCAGCGCGAUCUCAGACGCUAAAUCAGCCUUCCAAGGUCCCUGCGCCUUUGUCUUCCCCGGCUCGUCCUCCUCAGCCCCUCGUGCCGUCGGGUCAGUCGAGCCGUCCAGCUCAGGCCGCUCAGCCGGGUACGCCUAGCAUGGUUCGCCCACCGUUAUUACCCGAUGCUCUCGUGCCAGGAACACCAGGUGCUCAAAGCACUCGACAUGAACCGGCUCCGGCACCGUCUUUGGUGCACAGCGGAUUGGGCAUGGCGGCCAGACCCGCACCGCCUUUAUCGGCGCCCAGCGCGGUGCCCGUGUCCAGUGCCUCGUCACCGCCGACCCCUUCAGCCUCUUUUCAUCCUACGGCUCAGAACGUGCGGACUGGCCAGGAAUCAACCGUACCGCGGCCGAGCAUAGGCACACCCUUUACCUCGGCGCAGAACAAGGCAGUCCGGCCACCUGCCCUACCGCCGUUGUUGCCACACACCAUCACGAAUGCCAACUUGCCGGGUGUGCCUCUAGCAGAACAAGACAUCAGUUUUGUCUCGCCGCCCCUAUCGCCCGAACUGCCGACACGAGCCAAUUCGCUGGCAUCACAAGACUCCUUCCCGCGCAUUCCGCGUCGUCUUGAUACUCCAGACUCGAUGUUGCAGCGUCCAGAUGAUGCGACGCGGCCUGGUGGCUCCACGGCCAUGUCGUUCGGCAGCGCAAGUGAGAAGGCCAUGGGCAACAUGAUACCACAGUCGCCGGGGCCUGAGCAGCGCCGAUCGCCACUUUUUGUGCGGAACCCUAUCCGGACAGCUACUGUACCUGUGCCUGCUGCGUCGGCGUCAGCGUCGAGCAGCCCGCCACAGCCUCCCCGGGCACUGAGUCGGUCGGCGUCGCAAUCGCAGCUGGGUGAGCAUAUCCAGGGCAACGGUGCGGUUCUGCCCUCGCAGAUGAAUCGGAGCAAACCACAGCGGAACUCGAAUGAAUGGAUGCAUGAGCCUGACGACGAAGAAAACGACAAUGACGUGGCAAACGCGCGAAGGAUGCUGGCACACGAGGCUCAAUCGUUCAAUCUUUGCGCGCAGAUGCGGUGCAAAGUGUUUCUGAAACACAGCUAUGCGCAAUGGCGCGCUCUUGGCCCAGCGCGUCUGCGUUUAUACCAUUUGCGUCCAUCUAACACGAAUCAGCUCGUGGUGGAAAAUGACAAAAAGACGAUCAUCUCCUCGAUUAUCCUGCCCAUUGCAGUGCAGCGCGUCGGACGAACCGGCCUCGCUGUCGAGCUCUCCGACUAUGGUCGCCUCACUGGCGUCGUGUACAUGCUGCACAUGCGCAGCGAAGAGUCUGCCAAUGGAUUGCACCAGCAGCUGCUCACGGGCUCCACGCGCUCGCCCGUCUCCAGUCCACAGCUUUCAUAG